CCAAUGGUACCUCAAAUCUCUCUCACUUCAGAGUCUUUGCCGGAGAAUUGGAGCGUUGCGUAUGCAUCUGAUCCAACUGAAUGGGAACGGAAAUUUGAAGAAUGUUGGGUUGUUGCGGAGAAGAUACUCGAUAAAAAGGCAUACAAUCCAGAUUGUGAUAUCACGUACAAUGAGAUGACUCAUGUUCUUGUUCAACUGACUCGAAUGUGUCAGUUAUUAAUGAUGGAGGUUAAUGCUCAGCCUGAGCCAACUAUCGGUUCUAUUCUUGAUCGAUAUUUUACGCAAGAGAUUAUGGAUAGAGUCAUGGAUUGGGCUAUACAGGUCCCAGAUUUCCUGAAACCUUCUUGUCAGUUGGCUAUUAUUCGAAUCUAUGAGUUGAUUGUGGCGGAAAGUCAUACACAAAAUCACUGCCUCCUUGUACAUAAGCCAAUUCUGAAUCCACUUCUGAGGCUUUUCGAUUGGUGUGAGCGCACAGAAGGACUUCGACCAAAUAAAUUGGGACAUCCUUCUUCUACGGAGAAACACUUUGUAGUUUUGCUUAACCAGAUCUGCACCAAACUUGCUGAAGACUGCACUCUGUUGCAUUUCUUCUUCUCCAGUGAAGAUGGUGCCGAGGAGUUCGUUGUGUUCUCUUUACUCAUCCCCUAUUUAUAUGAACAGAACGACGUUGGACAAUUAGCCCGCGAUGCUCUUCUUCUUAUCCUAUCUGUAUCCACAAGCCAUGAAAAAAUCGCUAAUUUUGUCGCUUACAAGAGUGCUUUUUGUCCGGUAGUUGCGACGGGGUUGUCUGGAUGCUUCUCUCAGUUAGGUCGUAUUUUUACCGGUGAUGGUACGGAAAAUAUUGUUGCUGAGCACGCCGCAGAUUCUCUUACCAACUUUCAUUCCUCGUUGCUCUUUUGUAAUGCUGUGGUUCAAGCAGCUCAUCCAGCCGUUGUUGAAGAAAUCUGCAACUUCUUUUAUUCUGGAUUUUUGAUUUCUGUUGUGAAACCAACGCUACUUCAAGAGGAACAAGAAGGAGUUGCUGCUGCCACCGUAUAUCUACAACUUUGUGUUGAAACUGUUACAGAAGCAUCUUUAAUUCGUACACUUAUUCGAAUGUUACUCCUUGAAGUAGACGAUGAGAAUCAAUUGCUUAUCGAGGUGAUUGUCGGCCGGAUAUCAAGUGGAGACAAGGUAAACGUAUUCUUAGCUAAUCCAACUUCAGGAGGAAUAAAUCAUUAG
Angiostrongylus costaricensis is the source of this 1221-nucleotide messenger RNA. Lineage: Eukaryota; Metazoa; Nematoda; Chromadorea; Rhabditida; Metastrongylidae. The record is from the annotation of a GenBank genome assembly.